Triticum turgidum subsp. durum (durum wheat) is the source of this 1224-nucleotide messenger RNA. NCBI's taxonomy places the organism in Eukaryota, Viridiplantae, Streptophyta, Magnoliopsida, Poales, Poaceae. The record is from the annotation of a GenBank genome assembly.
AUGGCAACGGCAGCCUCCGCCUCCGCCUCCCCCGCCGCUCUGCGCGCCAAAACCCCAGCCCCGGGCGCGCACCCCAGCCCGAAGUCCAGCCUCGCAUUCCCGUGGCCUUCCCCCGGCGCCUCCGCGUCCGCCUCCGCCGCUGCCUCCGGCAGGCUCCACGCCAGCCUCCACCUCGGCGGGGUCCGCGGCGUCGGCACCGCCAACGGCACCGGCCUCCACGUGCUGCACCCCGACGUCAAGCCGCUGGCCGUGCCCAAGAUGGCCGGCGGCGCGGGGGCGCAGAAGAGCAUCCUGCUCUACCACUGCGAGGAGAUGAGGGAUCUCGCCCAGCAGGUGGCCGCCCGGAACGACGACAUCGAGCUCUGCACCAUCUCCUGGAGGAAGUUUCCCGAUGGAUUUCCAGAUUUGUUCAUACCAAAUGCCCAGAACAUUCGUGGGCGACAUGUUGCCUUCUUAGCAUCAUUCAGCUCGCCUGGUGUCAUAUUUGAGCAAAUAUCGAUUAUAUAUAAUCUGCCAAAGCUGUUCAUUGCUUCAUUUACUUUGAUACUGCCAUUUUUCCCAACUGGGACUUCCGAGCGUAUGGAAGACGAAGGAGAUGUCGCAACCGCCUUUACACUUGCUAGAAGCUUGUCACACAUACCAAUAUCCAGAGGUGGACCCACCAGUUUAGUGAUUUUUGAUAUUCAUGCUUUGCAGGAGAGAUUCUACUUUGGAGAUGCAAUCUUACCAUGUUUCGAGAGUGGCAUCCCCUUGUUGAAAAGUAGGCUUCAGGAGCUACCUGAUUCUGAUAACAUAGCCAUAGCUUUUCCAGAUGAUGGCGCAUGGAAGCGCUUCUAUAAGCAACUCCAACAUUUUCCUAUGAUUAUAUGCAACAAAGUUAGAGAAGGUGAUCAAAGAAUUGUGCGUAUAAAAGAAGGAGAUGCUAGAGGCCGUCAUGUUGUUAUAGUGGAUGACUUGGUGCAGUCUGGUGGUACUUUGAUUGAAUGCCAGAAAGUGUUGGCUGCUCAUGGAGCAGCAAAGGUUAGUGCAUACGUAACACAUGGCAUUUUCCCCAACAAAUCAUGGGAGAAAUUUAAGCCUGAUAAUGGAGAGGGCCCGGAGCACGCCCUGAGCCACUUUUGGAUUACCGACUCGUGCCCUCUCACAGUUGAAGCGGUCAAGGACAGACGGCCGUUUGAAAUUCUCAGCCUGGCAGAUUCUAUUGCUUCUGCUCUUCAGAUUUAG